Aspergillus calidoustus is the source of this 1632-nucleotide messenger RNA. The record is from the annotation of a GenBank genome assembly. NCBI's taxonomy places the organism in Eukaryota, Fungi, Ascomycota, Eurotiomycetes, Eurotiales, Aspergillaceae.
AUGAAGUUCUCCUCCGCCCUCGCCGGUGCAACCCUCCUUGCGAGCAGCGCCCUGGCGGCCGACCUGCCCGUCAUUACUACAAAGGGCAACAAAUUCUUUUACUCCAACAACGGCACCGAGUUCUUUAUCCGCGGUGUCGCCUACCAGCAGGAAUACAGCGCCAAUGGGACGACCGCUGAAAACGAGCACUACAGCGACCCUCUGGCCGAUGACUCGAACUGCGAGCGUGAUAUCCCCUACCUCAAGGAAUUGCGCACCAACGUCAUCCGUACCUAUGCCGUGAACCCUGAAAAGAACCACGACCGCUGCAUGGGCCUCUUGGCGGACGCUGGCAUCUACCUCAUCACGGAUCUGUCUUCCCCCGCCGAAUCCAUCAACCGCGCCGACCCCGAGUGGAACAUUGAUCUGUACAACCGCUACACCAGUGUUGUGGAUGCUUUUGCCAACUACACCAACGUCAUUGGUUUCUUUGCCGGUAAUGAGGUCGCCAACAACAACACCAACACCGACUCGAUUGCGUUUGUCAAGGCUGCCGUGCGUGACAUGAAGGCCUACAUCAAGAAGAACCACCGUGAAACCCUCGUUGUUGGAUACGCCACCGAUGACAACGCCGAGCUCCGUGAAGAUAUGAAGGACUAUCUGAUUUGCGGUGACGAGGAGAGCCGCAUUGACAUGUUCGGUUACAACAUCUACGAGUGGUGCGGUGAGUCGACUUUUGAAAAGUCUGGCUACAAGGACCGUACCGAGGAAUUCAGCGACUACCCCGUGCCUGCUUUCUUCUCCGAAUAUGGCUGCAUCGAACCCCGUCCUCGUACCUUCUCCGACGUUCCUGUCCUGUUCGGCCCCAAGAUGAACGACGUCUGGAGCGGUGGUAUCGUCUACAUGUACUUCCAAGAGGCCAACGACUAUGGUCUUGUCGAAAUCAACAACAACAAGGUCGAGACUCAGGAUGACUUCUCCUACCUGUCUUCACAGAUGCAAAAGGUCACCGCCACCGGGGUCAACAGCAAGACCUACACUCCCACCAACACCGCGAUCCCAACCUGCCCUACCGUCAACAAGGCUUGGGAAGCCAGCGAGGACCUUCCUCCUUCUCCCAACGCGCAACUCUGCUCCUGCAUGGACAGCACCUUGACCUGCAAGGUCAAGGACUCGGUUGACGCUGAAGAGUACGGCGAGAUCUUUGACUACAUUUGCGGUCUCGAGGGUGGCAAGUACUGCGCCGGCCAAAAGGCUGAUGCGUACAACGGUACAUACGGAGCGUACAGCGUCUGUACCUCCAAGCAGAAGCUCUCCUUUGUCAUGACUCAGUACUACAAAGGACAGAACAACGCCGCCGACGCCUGUGACUUUGACAGCCGUGGUGAGGUCGUCGAGGCUUCUGACAGCAGCGACAGCUGCAGCAGCCUGCUUGACCAGGCCGGUGAGAGCGGUACCGGCAACGUCACCACCCCCGAGGGCGGUGUUGGAGGCAACCCCAACUCUGAUUCUGAUUCUUCUUCGUCCAGCGAAACCUCCGAGGGUGCUGCCGGUGUUGCCGCUACACCCAUGGCCGUGUACGUUGGCAAGUGGCAGCUCGGCGCCUACAUCAUGACCAGCAUGAUUGCCGGUGUCGGUAUGCUUUUGCUGUAG